Messenger RNA from Anopheles gambiae (African malaria mosquito), 1806 nucleotides. RefSeq lists its product as uncharacterized. The transcript is spliced from 5 exons. Lineage: Eukaryota; Metazoa; Arthropoda; Insecta; Diptera; Culicidae. Gene Ontology annotation, cellular component: extracellular matrix. The record is from RefSeq and is a predicted model, not a curated record. The coding region runs from base 226 to 1728 and encodes 500 amino acids.
GCGUGUUGUAUUCCGCCUUCGUUCUGCUCAACUCAUAAGUCACUUGUUCUGCGUGUGUGUCUAUCCGUGUGGUCGCAAAUUUAAAAAAGUUUGCACAAAGAGCCAGUGGAGUCUCUUUAAAGUGUGAUCAUAAUACUCUAGCCACGUGCAUUUGCAACCGCAGCGACACGCGGGUUCACCCUGUGGAUGUGCUGAAAUCAUUCCGAACCUAGGUGGGAACCGAAAAUGCAGUCAAGGUGUUCGUUGGCAAUCAUGAAGCUUACUUGGGGCUUGGUGGUGACGCUUGGCACGCUCGCAGGGCUCCCUGCAUGUGACGCCGUGGCGGCCGAAUCUCCCGAGCCGGCAUCACUGCUGCGGCCUCGUGACGUCAAUCCACACCCGUACCAGCACGCCUACGAGGGUAUCGCCAUCUUCGACCGGAACCUCAUUACCAACAGCGAGAAAUUCACCCAAAAUCUGCUCAACCAAGGUCCCGUGCAGUUCCCACGGCUGCGAGACGGAAGCUCGGUUAACGCACUGCCCUACCCGUACGAAACGCUUGCCCUGAAGGAACGCCACCAGAAGAUGGUGCGGUUUUCCGGUGCCGAUAGCCAGACGGUGAAACCGGCGUAUCAAGCGUUGGCCAAACAUGCGGCCCGUGUGCUCGGCAAGAGCUAUGCCGUGGAAGACAUCGAUAGCCUCAAUGAGGCGGCUACGGACGUUAAGAAAAAUUAUGUAUUUUCAUACACCGUCAAGGAUACGGCCUCGGGUGAUGAUUUUUCGCACACCCAACAGCAGCAUCAGGACGGUGCAGUCAAGGGCAGCUACAAGGUACACCUUCCCGAUGGACGCAUGCAGAUCGUCAAGUACAUCGCCGACAACAAUGGCUACCGUGCGGACGUUACCUAUGAAAAUGAACCUGCGGGUGUUGUACCGGCAUCAGCAGUAGCAUCAGCAGCAGCAACGGCACAAGCGGCACCAGUGGCUCCCACUGGACCGGUCAGUCCCAUCGCCUAUCAGAGGUACUACGCAAGCACUCCCGUGCAGCAACCACAGCAACAAUACAUCACGCACCAGAUUCGACCAGCUCGACUGUACUAUGCCGCACAAAAUCCGACCCAAAUUCCGGCUCCUUUCUAUCCCUCCCAACUCCGACCGAGUGAUGUGAAGAUUCACAGCUACAACACGGCUCCCCAUGCCGGGGCAGUGAUCGCUUCGACGACCACCCAGGCGACCCCCAUUGCUGGAGCAUAUCUGGCCGCCUUCCCGGCAGCGGGCAACCUAGCCUACAUUGCGACAGCACCCGUAAACGGUGGACCGAUCAGAACGCUACAGCUACAAUCGAACGGUGGUGGUGCUGCCGGCACGAUAGCGGUCCCCGUAACAGCAAUUCCGCUGGCAGCGUACCGUGACAUCAAUGUGCCGCCGUCACCACCCGUCCAGCCGCUUGGUGUAGCGUUCGCUUCGGCCGGUAGACGUACGACGGUUUAUGCUGAUCAGGCGCGUGUUUCGCCCCAAGGUUCGGGCACGCUACAACAAGUGAUCUACCAGCAGCAGCAGCAGCAAUCGCAACAGCAACCACAAAGCUUGGACUACGGGUACGUGCAGAUUCCAGUUGACAAUCGGGUGUACAAACGAAACACGGACCACAGCACGGAGGUAAUGGCCGGUUCUAAGGCACCCAAGAAUGUGGCACAAAAGCCGCGGAAUCAAACCAAACGCCACCAGCAGGAGCAGAAAACGCUGUAAAUCGUGCGUUUGGUGGUUGUAAUGAUCUUUCUAUCUAAUAGCUAAUUAUUUGUAAUAAAAAAUAUUGGUAACAGUCUA